Mus pahari (shrew mouse) is the source of this 570-nucleotide messenger RNA. It is a transcript of the gene Pomp, whose product is annotated as proteasome maturation protein. The record is from RefSeq and is a predicted model, not a curated record. The transcript has 6 exons. NCBI's taxonomy places the organism in Eukaryota, Metazoa, Chordata, Mammalia, Rodentia, Muridae. The coding region runs from base 100 to 570 and encodes 156 amino acids. Gene Ontology annotation, biological process: proteasome assembly. Gene Ontology annotation, cellular component: cytoplasm; nucleus.
GGGGGAGGGGAAGAGGUGUCUCGGCCCCGGAAACGGAAGUGAGCGGUUUGGCCGGCCGACGGGAGCAGGUUCGGAGCAUCGCACAGAGCUGUUUCCAAGAUGAACUCCAGAGGCCUUGGGUCGGAGCUGAAGGACAGUAUUCCAGUGGCGGAGCUCUCUGCCAGCGGGCCUUUCGAGAGCCACGAUCUCCUCUGCAAAGGGUUUUCUUGUGUGAAAAAUGAACUUUUGCCCAGUCACCCUCUUGAAUUAUCAGAAAAAAAUUUCCAGCUCAACCAGGACAAGAUGAACUUUUCCACGCUGAGGAACAUCCAGGGUCUGUUUGCUCCCCUGAAGUUACAGAUGGAGUUCAAGGCAGUGCAGCAGGUUCAGCGGCUCCCGUUUCUCCCGAGCUCAAACCUCUCACUGGAUAUUUUGAGGGGCAACGAUGAGACCAUUGGUUUUGAGGAUAUUCUUAAUGCUGCUCUGCCCAUGUCGGUGUGUGGGUCCCUGGGUUCCUGCCCGUGUCGGCGCGUCAGCCCCUGGGUUCCUGCCCGUGUGGGCGCGUCAGCCCCGGGGUUCCUGCCUGUGUAG